Penicillium chermesinum is the source of this 966-nucleotide messenger RNA. RefSeq names its product OST3/OST6 family protein. The coding region runs from base 1 to 966 and encodes 321 amino acids. The transcript has 4 exons. The record is from RefSeq and is a predicted model, not a curated record. Lineage: Eukaryota; Fungi; Ascomycota; Eurotiomycetes; Eurotiales; Aspergillaceae. Gene Ontology annotation, cellular component: oligosaccharyltransferase complex.
AUGAAGCCCUGGGCUCCUUUUGUUCUAGCCCUUUCUGUUGUUUCUGGUGUGUUUGCUGCCAGUUCGUCUGCUGAGAAGCUCCAGAAAUAUCAGUCGCUUUCUCGAUCUGGCCCGGUUGACCUAGAUAGUGCGGCAUUUGAAGAGCUCACAUCGGCACCGCGCGAUUAUUUUACUGCAGUUAUCCUCACAGCAAAGGAUGCUCGGUAUGGCUGUCUCAUGUGUCGUGAAUUUGACUCGGAGUGGAAUUUCAUCUCCCGCAGCUGGAAUAAAGGAAGCAAGCCUGAUGACUUAAAAAUGGUCUUUGGCACCGUUGAUUUUGAUCAGGGCAAGGCGGUUUUCCAGAAGCUCCCGUUGUUCUCUUAUUCCCCCCCCACUUUUGGACCAUUUGCUAAAGUGGAAACCGACCCAGCGAGGUUCGAUUUUACAGGACCUCUUUCUGCCGACCAACUCUAUGCGUGGAUUUCUCGUCACCUUCCUGAUGGCCCUAUCCCUCCUCUGGUGCGACCUAUCAACUACAUGCGUAUUAUUUCCGCCAUCACGAUUUUGAUGGGAGUCGUCACGUUGUUCACCGUCCUCUCGCCCUAUGUACUGCCAAUCAUUCAGAACCGGAAUCUUUGGGCGGCUAUUAGCUUGAUCGCUGUUCUCUUAUUCACAAGUGGCCAGAUGUUCAAUCAUAUCAGGAAGGUUCCCUAUGUCGCUGGAGAUGGACGUGGAGGGAUCAGUUAUUUCGCCGGUGGGUUCCAGAACCAGUUUGGUAUGGAGACCCAAAUUGUGGCCGCCAUAUAUGCUGUCUUAUCUUUCGCUACUAUUGCACUCGCGGUCAAGGUCCCUCGAAUGGAAGACGUCAAAGGACAACAAGUAGCGGUCUUGAUUUGGGGUGGAUUGCUUUUCGGAACAUACAGUUUGCUGCUCAGCGUGUUCAAGACUAAGAAUGCUGGCUAUCCAUUCUACCUCCCUCCAUUCUGA